Messenger RNA from Saccharomycopsis crataegensis, 2790 nucleotides. RefSeq names its product cleavage polyadenylation factor subunit RNA14 (gene RNA14). Gene Ontology annotation, biological process: mRNA 3'-end processing. NCBI's taxonomy places the organism in Eukaryota, Fungi, Ascomycota, Saccharomycetes, Ascoideales, Saccharomycopsidaceae. The transcript has a single exon. Gene Ontology annotation, molecular function: mRNA binding; protein binding. The coding region runs from base 1 to 2790 and encodes 929 amino acids. Gene Ontology annotation, cellular component: nucleus. The record is from RefSeq and is a predicted model, not a curated record.
AUGACAGAACAGGCCCCUGCUGCUGGAAAUGCAUCCUUGAGCCCCUCGGCGACACCUGCUGCGGAGGUAAAGCCAAAAGAUUCCCCAUCAAAGGAACCAAAAGUUCCAACAUUUAUAAAGAGGCAGAAAUUGAAGAAUUUGGAUACUUUCGGAAAACUUGACUAUGCCCUUCAGCUCAAUGAAAGAGAUAUUACGUCAUGGAAAGAACUCAUUACAAAAACUCAAAACAAGCAUGGCAAAUUCAGCCCCAACGAGCCUCGGAAACUCUAUGAGAGGUUCUUGAAGGUGUUUCCAAAUAAUGGUGAUAUAUAUCUUAAAUACAUUGAUUUUGAACUAUCAAAGAACGAAAAUAGUAAUGCAGAGAGCUUAUACGAAAGAAGUUUAACAAAAUGUCGUAACUUGGAGCUUUGGAAAUCGUAUAUUAAUUAUGUGAGAAAACAGAAUGAUAUCAUCACUGGCGGUCAAGAGGCAAGACAAACGGUGAACCAAAGUUUUGAUAUUGCUCUUCGGAAUAUUGGGAUAGAUUUAAAUGCUGGAAGCAUUUGGGAAGAUUAUAUUAAGUUCAUUAACGAAUGGAAUCCUAUUUCUAAGUGGGAGGAACAACAAAAGACUGAAUUGAAAAGAAAAACAUUGAAGCAAUCUGUGAUUAUUCCAUCCCAUAAAAUUGAAGAUCUUUGGACAAUGUACACCACAUUUGAAAAUGAAGUCAAUCCAUCGAAUGCAAGAAAAUAUAUCUCAGAUACAAGUCCGCAAUAUAUGCUUGCAAGAACAUGGUACAAAGAAUUUACUGGCUUAACAAGAAUGUUGAAUUCUUUCUCCAAGACCCCUGCCAAAAUGUCGAUUCAAUCACAUAAGACAUGGAUUAAUUUGGAAAAACAAAACAAACUAAGAUUAUCUAACAGAAGAUUAUUGAACAAAAGAAUUGAAUUUGCAUUUGUGAAAACCUUGGAAAAAUACCCAUUUUAUCCCGAAAUUUGGUUUGAAUUUGCUCAGUUCAAACUUUCAGAAAUUGUCGAUACUCCACCAGUUUUGAAACCUCUUAGCAUUAGUACCAGCUCUAUUGAUAGUAAAUUUAAUGGUAAUGAUAUUAAUUCUUUUGGUAAUUAUAAAACAGAAAAUUUGGAUACUGGUAUCAGUAUUUUGACUGAAGGUUUGCUAUCCUGCCCAAUGUCACCGGUUCUCACUUACUUAUUGGCUGAACUUUACGAAUUAAAGAAUGACCAUUCAAACAUCACUGCGGUUUUUGAUUCUCUAAUAGAUAAAUUGGUCGAUCAAUAUGAUCAAUUAUCAACUGACGAGGACUACGUUAAGAAGGAUCUUGAAAAACCAUUGCGCAGUGAGCUAGAAAGCAGAUUGGAAAGAUUAAAGGCUAAACAUACUGCCGCCCACGAAGAUGACAGUGAUGGGGAAAGUGAUGAUGAUAAUCAGCAAAUCGAGGAAACUGAAGAAAUUGUUGAAGCAAGACAGACUCUUAAAGACCCAAAAAACUAUACCAUUCCUGAAGUUCAAGCGCAGAACGAGAAUUUCUUGAAGAAUAUCAAGACUAAUAAAUUGAAGCUUGAAAGAUUGAUCACCACGGUGUACAUCAAUUACAUCAAAUUCACUAAAAGAGCAAUCAAAAAAUCUGUGUCGAGAACUGUCUUCAAAGAUGCCAGAAAAAGAUUUAAGAACUUGACCUGGCACAUUUAUUUUGAAGAAGCGAUGUUCGAGUACAAUACUUCCUCUAACUCUCAGAGCGGAAUUAAGAUUGCUUUGAAGAUCUUUGAUACUGGUAUGAAGAAUUUGAAAUUAGAAGAUCAUAAGAAUUUUCCAUUCUUGGUUGAAUAUUUCAAGUUUUUGAUUUUGGUGAAUGAUUACACUAAUAUUAAGUCUUUCUUUGAAGUUUGCGUGAAGAACUUGACUAUCAAGCCACCAGAAAACUUAAUUUACCAGUACUCUAAUACUGUUAAUACUCCUACUGAGGAUCCUCAUGUCAAACAUCAGCGGACCAGAACUCUUCAGAAACUUUUCAAGUUAUUGCUACGUUAUGAAUUGUAUAAUGGGAAUAUUCUUGCAAUCCAAAACCUUCAACAUCGUUACAAGGAAAUUUUCCCUGAACAAGCUGAGCUUAGCAUUUUCAGUCAAAUUUACAGAGAAUACGACGGAUUGAAUUUGCUCAGGGAGUUUGAGGUGGAUAUUGACUCCAAUGUUUUAUUCAAAUCAUGGACUGAUUAUUCACAGAAUAUAAAUAAUGUUGUUUAUAAAGACUUACCAAAAAAUGAAAACAACUACAAAUCUUAUUUAUCGGAUGGUGAAUUUAAAGUGGUCAGCAAAAAAUUAAAAGAAGAACAUCUCAUCGAAAGUUAUGACUCUUCGUCUGAUCUUGAAGAUGAUACAAACGAUGAUGGACUUGAAGAUUUUGACAUGGCAAACUAUGGGUUCAAAUCUAGAAGCCAAGCUUUGAAAGUCGCUAAGAUUGUGAAGCAGGUCAAGGCAUCUACUGAAAACGUUUCUUUGAAAAGACCUCGCGAAACUACCAAUAAUAACUCAGUGGCCGCGGUUAAUGAAGAUGAUUAUGUACCAUCUUAUGCCGCACCCUCUUUCCCAGUUAAAGAAGAACCAAAAGCCGCUAACACCAAUAAAGCUGGUGAUAAUUUUUUCGGAAACAACUUUGUCGCCAAUGAUUCCAAACCAUUUGUUAGUGAUAACAUCUAUAAUUUACUUCGUGUCUUGCCAAGCUCAGCGCUGUUUGAUAAAAGGAUGUUCAAUUCAAAGAAGCUUGUCGAUAUGUUGAAAGAGCUUAAUGUAUAA